Molecule: messenger RNA, 3633 nt
Organism: Penicillium chermesinum
Lineage: Eukaryota; Fungi; Ascomycota; Eurotiomycetes; Eurotiales; Aspergillaceae
Product: DUF3433 domain-containing protein
Exons: 3
Coding region: 1-3633 (1210 amino acids)
Source: RefSeq, a predicted model, not a curated record
AUGGCCUUUUCGAAAGAGAAACUUUUAGCGGGACUGAAAUUCCCCUGGAAACACCAAAAUCGCGAGCCCCAACGAGAAGUGAAGCCGGAGACAUCGAAUGAAGUUCAUCCAGUGACAUGGCGGCCGCUUUACCUGCGACGGAGCGUCCUCUGUCUCUUCAUUGCAUUCUUCUGCGGACUGAUCAUAGCCCUCGAAGUAUUGAGUCAUGUCUCGCAGUCGCGGUCUGGCCUUGCCUCGUCGAAACAAAGCCUUCACUAUAGCUGGACAUAUGCACCCGCGGCGAUUUUCCUCUCUAUCACUACUAUUUGGACACGCGCUGAGUUCCAAGCAAAACAAGCAAGCCCAGCGCGCCGAGCGGAGCAUGCUUCUGACUACGUCUCAGUUAUGCAACCCGUUGCAUUAUGGAGAGCGCUCAAGCACAAGGACUUUAUCGUAGCAGCAGGAGUGGGGUGCACCCUCCUCCUACGGCUUGCGAUCAUAUUUUCGACCAGUUUGUUUACUUUGAAAGAGAUGGCCGUGAGCCAAAGUAAUGUGUCCGUCCAAUUGAAUGACUAUUUCGAAGGGAAUAACGCAACUUUCAAUGGACCUGGCAUGCAGCCAGUCAAUCUGCUCAGUGCCAUUCUUUUUGAGAAUCUGUCGUAUCCAGAAGGCACCACAGCUAGUGCCACCUAUCAGACAUUCUCGGCACCAAAUCUACCAUCUGACUCUAACAUCACCGUUCCUGUUAAUGGGAUGCAGACAGAUCUGGUGUGCGAAGAAGCAGAGCUAUCGAUCACGACUUGGCAAAGAGUUUCGCAGUCAUUUGCUAAUUUCAACUCUUACCAAUCUGUGGAACCACAAGUGGUCAACGAGUUCCGUUCUUCUUCGUGCACCAUCUCCAACUACUCUAUUGCCACCACGCAGGUUAGUGCUCAGCCGUACGAGAACAUUCCGUACGUUGGGGAAUUUGUCAAUACUACAUGUGACUACUCCAAUGAAAGCCGCUACCUGGUUUACUUGGUCGAAUUUCAUGAAAAGACGCCAGAGAACGAAGAUGGAUCUUCCGAUAUGGUCUUGGAUCGUUCCUCUCAGCUGAUCUGCCAUGGGAAUUAUUCUCGGAUCGAUAUGCUGGCACAUGGUAGUGCUGCCGGGAAUUCUACAGCCAGACUCGAAAGAAUUGGGUCUGAAAGCUCAACCUUCCCUGAAGUAUCGGCAACGGACAUCUCACUGUGGAUCGACCAGUACAUGGACCACAGCUUGCAGGACAGCGACUAUCGAGUUGUACAAGACUACAACGCAUUUUACGCCAAAAAUGGACCGUAUGGAAACCAGACAAAUCUCAACGACCCCCUCCAAAUCGGCGCUUACAUCGCGGGCGUCAGUGGCGACAUCACACAACUCUUUGAACCCGGAGCUUUGCAAAACAUAGCCUCCAGUUACUACAAAGCGGUGGGCGCCCAGCUGCUGCAUGAAGCUUUGGCAAAGCAACACACAUCGCUGACCACUGGCUCUGCCAUAGUUGGAGAGAACCGCGUGGUGAUGACAAAUGUGUCACUCCGUGUGAUCGAGGUCUGCUUAGCUCUAGUUAUAUUGCAGGUGAUUGCGAUCAUCAUACUCGAUCCACGUCGCGGGGUUCCACCGUACGAUCCCAACCGUGUUUCUACUAUUGGGGCUAUCCUUUUGGCGAGCCCACGCGUGCGACAACUUCUUGCGGGGACAGGUGGUAUCUCUCAGAAAACCUUGGAUACGUAUCUUGCCGGGUCGAAGUAUGUCGCUCGCCAAACAGAGGCCGGUAUAUCCAUCGAGGCCAAAGAGAAGAAUGAGGCGUGGACACCAUUCCCCAACUUCAUUUCUCGGAUGAUCGGGUUUAUCGUGAUUCUUCUUAUCAUUGUGGUUCUCGAGGUUCUCCUCCACUUCUCCGACGUCAACGAUGGCCUUGGAGAUGUCACCGAUGUGACAUAUAAGCACUAUCUGUGGACUACCAUCCCUGCGAUUGUGAUGACCCUCAUUGGCCUUUUCAUCGGAAGUCUGACUGCUAAUAUCCGCACUGUUGCUCCAUAUGCACAGCUUCAACAGAAAUCUGGUGCAAAGUUCGAGCAAUCUCUGGGGCUGAAUUUCCUCGAUGCCCUCGAUCUAACCAACCUAGUCCGCUCUAUUCGAACAAACCAUUGGGCUGUUCUCGCGGGCACGCUCGCUGCAUCAGGCACCUUCUUCCUUAACAUCGUAACCAGUGGUCUUUUCUCAGCAAUUGCAGUCCCUCGCACAAUCGAAGUAAAUGCCACCCAGAAAACAGUCUUCGGUACAAUCGGAGCCUACCAAGCAGACACAGCUUACCAACUUCUUGGAUCCACCUACGGCGAAGUUAUCGCAGAAUACAUCAUCCAAGACAACCUGACUUACCCUCAAUGGACCUACGACGGCCUCGUCUUUCCCGAGCUCUCCAUCACAAGCCCCUCCCCCAACUGGAGCACCGGCGAAGGAGUAUACAUGGAAACGCGCAUCUCAGCCCUAAGAGCCAACCAUUCCUGCAUCACAAAAACAGGUGCUGAACUCAACGCCUCAGUAACCCGGCAGGAAAGCUCAAAAGACUACACCAUAUCCCUCAACUGGCCACCCUUCACCCUAGACCCCUACGGCCCCAACAAAACCACCAUCAUCGCCGCAGGGAACUUCCUCUCCGUGACAGAUGUCCAAAGCUCCUACUUCGGCAUCGCCACCUCCCCCCAAUUACUCACCUCCGAGGAACAAUCCGGCAACGCCACCGUCUCCCUCUUCGCCUGGGGCUUCUUCGGGCCCGACGCCAGCUCCCUCGCCCACAUCACAGCCAUGACAUGCACGAACACCCCCGAGAUCGUCGAAACAGACAUCCGCUUCGACCUCCCGGGCUUCAACAUAACAGACGCCCACCCCCCAGUCCCCGACGCCUCGACCGCGCGCCGCGCCCCCGGAAUCCCCCUCUCCAGCGAGCCGUGGAUCACAUCACUCAACGAUCCAGCGCUGUACAUCGCGACCCUCCCUGCCUACCGCGAUCUAGACGGGUUCUUCACCGCACUCGUGCUGGGCCGGUUCGGACUCCCGCUCGAGACACUGCGGGAUGCAUCGGGCGACGAGGCGACUGCCGCGGCUAUUCAGAGACAACUGGCUAUUGUCCAAGCGCAGGAACUCAACAACUACACCCGGGUGGACGCGAACGGAACGCUGGAUGGCGCACCGGUUCGCGGCACGGUGACGCUGCCGACUCGGCUGCGGGUCGUGCAGAAUAUGGCGUCGACGAGGGUGCUGGAUGUGUUGCUUGGGGUGAUUGUUGUGUUGGGGGCUGUGGGGUCGUUUGCGUUGAAUACAGAUCGGGUGCUGCCGAAGAGUCCGACGAGUAUUGCUGCUAUUGGGAGUCUUUUGGCGGAUUCAAACUUUUUGGAGAGGUUUGGGGCUGUGCUCGGGGUUUAUACUGAUAAGGUGCUUGGGAGGGUUUUCUUAAAGGAUGAGAAGUUUUAUCUUUUGGAUGAGCCGCAUGAGAGCGGUCUGGAUGAGCGGAAUUUGAAGUCGGCGGUUGUGGGGGGAAGGGAGCAUUUGACAAUCUAUGUUGUUGGCCCAGGGGGUUCUGUUAGCUCACAGGAAGAAAGGAGCGAGGAGACGAUCCCUAGUCUGCAGGAAUGA